AUGGUUGAAACAUGUGAUGUUGGAAGAAAGGCAGAAGUUGGUACCUUACUUUACGAAAGUGUUCCAGUUUCGUCUGCCAACUUGUUGUUGUUUGAUUCUGCUGGUAAACCAUUCGAAAAUCCAGACGACUUGAAUACCUUAAAAUUAAUCUUGCAAGGAAUCAAGACCGGAACUAAUUUAGUGGAAAAUUACUUGACAAACAAGAUUGACCUCGAUAAUAGGAUUGAUGGCGUUAUUUUUGUUUGUAGAGCUUGUGAAUGGAAUUCUGUUUCUUUACAAAAAUUUGUCAAAUUCCAAAAUGUUGUUAAAGAAACAGAUAUAAAGGGGCUUCCUUUCAAUCCAAUGAUUGUUUUAACACAUUUCACAGAGUCAAUGUCAGAGAAGCAAUUUGUGGAUAAAGUUACAAAUGCUGUUCCAUUUGCAUUCUUGGAUAAUCCAAAAGAUCUUUCCAAAGAUUUGACACCACAAGCUAUGGAAGCAUGCAAAAGAAUUUCAAGACAAUUCAAAAUAUGUAAAUAA
Naegleria gruberi is the source of this 519-nucleotide messenger RNA. RefSeq lists its product as uncharacterized. NCBI's taxonomy places the organism in Eukaryota, Heterolobosea, Eutetramitea, Acrasida, Naegleriidae. The record is from RefSeq and is a predicted model, not a curated record. The transcript has a single exon. Bases 1 to 519 code for a protein of 172 amino acids.